Pteronotus mesoamericanus is the source of this 7874-nucleotide messenger RNA. RefSeq names its product PALM2 and AKAP2 fusion (gene PALM2AKAP2). The transcript is spliced from 13 exons. Gene Ontology annotation, cellular component: membrane. Gene Ontology annotation, biological process: regulation of cell shape. NCBI's taxonomy places the organism in Eukaryota, Metazoa, Chordata, Mammalia, Chiroptera, Mormoopidae. Bases 17 to 4009 code for a protein of 1330 amino acids. The record is from RefSeq and is a predicted model, not a curated record.
CUGGCAGCCCGGAGCUAUGGAGAUGGCAGAGGCGGAAUUGCACAAGGAAAGGCUGCAAGCCAUAGCAGAAAAAAGAAAGAGGCAGACUGAAAUAGAAGGCAAGCGGCAAGAGCUUGACGAGCAGAUACUUCUGCUGCAGCAUUGCAAGUCCAAAGUGCUUCGGGAAAAAUGGCUGCUGCAGGGUAUACCUGCUGGAACUGCAGAAGAGGAGGAAGCCAGGAGGCGGCAGUCUGAAGAGGAUGAAUUCAGAGUCAAACAACUUGAAGAUAACAUUCAGAGGCUGGAGCAGGAAAUCCAAGCACUAGAAAGUGAAGAGUCCCAGAUAUCUGCCAAAGAGCAAAUCAUCCUAGAGAAACUAAAGGAGACGGAAAAAUCCUUCAAGGACUUUCAGAAGAGCUUCUCCAACACGGAUGGAGAUGCAGUAAAUUGCAUUUCCUCUCAGCUCCCCGACCUGCCAAUCCUCUAUUCACGAACAGCAGAGCCGGCACCUGGGCAGGACGGGACCAGCAGAGCAGCUGCUGUGUACGCCAUGGAAAUUAAUGUGGAGAAAGACAAACAAACAGGAGAGACCAAGAUUCUCUCUGCAUCCACCAUUGGCCCAGAGGGGGUCCAUCAGAGAGGAGUCAAAGUCUAUGACGAUGGUACCAAAGUAGUGUAUGAGGUGCGCUCAGGAGGCACCGUAGUAGAAAACGGAGUGCACAAAUUAAGCUCCAAGGACGUAGAAGAGCUUAUACAGAAGGCUGGACAAUCAAGCUUAAGAGGAGGGCACGUGUCAGAAAGGACUGUGAUUGCAGAUGGCAGCCUCAGCCCCCCUAAGGAACACGUGCUCUGCAAAGAGGCCAAGUUAGAAAUGGUACAUAAGUCUAGGAAAGAUCACUCUUCCGGGAACCCAGGGCAGCAGGCCCAAGCCCCCAGCACUGGAGGGCAGGAGGCAAACUUGGAUCAGCCCGUCACCAUGAUUUUCAUGGGCUACCAAAAUAUCGAGGAUGAAGAGGAGACUAAAAAGGUGCUAGGCUAUGAUGAAACCAUCAAGGCUGAGUUGGUCCUCAUUGAUGAAGAUGAUGAGAAGUCAUUGAGGGAGAAGACAGUGACGGAUGUGUCCACUAUUGACGGGAAUGCAGCUGAGCUUGUGUCUGGGAGGCCUGUCUCAGACACCACAGAGCCCUCAUCCCCAGAAGGCAAGGAAGAGAGCCUGGCCACAGAGCCGGCCCCAGGAGUUGGGUGGGAGAGUGCGCUGCUGAGGGGAGACGAAGCAGGCUCGGACGCCGCAGGAACAUCCAGCGCAGACAUGACUAUCAAGAAGCCUCCCCAGCUUUCCGAGGAUGAUGUCCGGCUAAAAAACGAGAGAGACAUCUGUGGUGCCAACCCCCUAGAUCCUGCAAUCAGCUCUCUUCCCUCAGAUCACAAAAACAUGGAAAUUGAGGUCUCUGUUGCAGAAUGUAAAAGUGUACCUGGAAUCACCUCUGCUUCACAUUCCAUGGACCACCCCUCCCCUUUCUACUCGCCCCCGCACAAUGGCCUCCUCGCUGAUCACCAUGAAUCUCUGGAUAAUGAUGUGGCCAGUGAGAUCCGAUAUCUAGACGAGGUGCUGGAGGCCAACUGCUGUGAUUCUGCUGUGGACGGAACUUACAACGGCACAUCCUCCCCGGAGCCUGGCGCGGCCAUCCUGACAGGCAGCCCAAGCCCACCUGCUCACAUAGCCAUCCUGCCAGAACCCACUGACAGAGCAGCUGGCAAGCAGGUUCCUCCUCACAUUGAGCUCAGUAAAAGCAACUCUGACACCAUGGCAGAGGGGGAAAGUGCGAACGGCCACUCCCCUGACCAGCCCAGAGAUCUGCUGGGUGACAGCUUGCAGGCUCCUGUGAGCCCCAGCUCCUCCACAAGCUCCUGGUGCUCGUCCCGAGAUGGGGAGUUCACGCUCACCACGCUGAAGAAGGAAGCCAAGUUUGAGCUGCGUGCCUUCCAUGAGGACAAGAAGCCCUCCAAGCUCUUUGAGGAUGACGAGAAUGAGAGAGAACAAUACUGUGUCCAGAAGGUGAGGCCUACAGAAGAGAUGCUAGAGCUGGAAAAGGAGAGGCGGGAACUCAUCCGGAGUCAGGCUGUGAAAAAGAACCCUGGCAUUGCAGCCAAAUGGUGGAAUCCUCCGCAGGAAAAAACCAUCGAGGAACAGCUGGACAAGGAACAUCUGGAGUCACACAAAAAGUACAAGGAGCGCAAGGAGAAGAGGGCGCAGCAGGAGCAGUUGCUGAUGCAGCAGCGGCCCCCACCGCAGCCUUGCACAGCCCCUGUCUCCACUCGGGAACCUUCCAGCAUGACUGAGAACGUGAAGGAUGUCGUCACCGAGCAGAUAGAUUUCUCUGCUGCUCGCAAACAGUUCCAGCUCAUGGAGAAUUCCAGGCAAACAGUGGCCAAGGGCCAGAGUACGCCCAGGCUCUUCUCCAUCAAGCCCUUCUACAGGUCUCUGGGUUCAGUCAACUCAGACAAGCCACUGACCCUCUCGAGGCCAGCUUCCAUUGGGGGUCCUCCAGAAGACAGUGGCACGUCGGCAGCCAAGGGGCAGAAAGGCCACUGUGCCCUGGAGAGCCAGUCUCUGGGAGGAAGCCAGGGCAGCGCAGCUCCUCAGGGGAGGGAAGGGCCCUAUAGUGAGCCUUCCAAACGCGGGCCCUUGUCCAAACUGUGGGCAGAGGAUGGAGAGUUCACGAGUGCCCGGGCCAUCCUCACCGUGGUCAAGGAUGAAGACCCUGGGAUUUUGGAUCAGUUUUCAAGAUCUGUCAAUGUCUCUUUGACUCAAGAGGAGCUUGAUUCUGGUCUGGAUGAAUUGUCUGUGAGGUCCCAGGACACCACUGUCCUGGAGACCCUGUCCAAUGAUUUCAGCAUGGACAACAUCAGUGACAGUGGGGCUUCCAAUGAGACAACCAAUGCCCUCCAGGAAAAUUCACUGGCCGAUUUUUCUCUGCCCCAGACUCCCCAAACUGACAACCCUUCAGAAGGCCGAGGAGAAGGUGUCUCCAAGUCAUUUAGCGAUCAUGGUUUCUAUUCCCCUUCAUCCAUGCUGGGAGACUCUCCCUCGGUUGAUGACCCCUUGGAAUAUCAGGCUGGUCUCCUGGUGCAAAAUGCCAUUCAACAAGCCAUAGCCGAGCAGGUGGAUAGAGCUGCGUCUGGAGCCAACAAGGGUGGAACAGAACAGCGGGGACCUGGAACCACUCUAAAGGAAUCUGGAACGGGGGCCCCUAACUCAGAGAAGCCUCAGAGCAUGUUUGAGCCACCUCAGGUGUCCUCUCCUGUCCAAGAGAAAAGGGAUGUAUUACCAAAGAUCCUGCCUGCUGAAGACAGGGUGCUCAGGGAACGGGGACCCUCCCCACCAUUGCCAGCAGUGCAGUCCAGCGGCCCAAUAAACAUGGAGGAGACCAGACCAGAAGGGAGCUAUUUCAGCAAGUACUCCGAGGCAGCUGAGCUGAGAAGCACAGCCUCGCUCCUGGCCAUGCAAGAGUCUGACGUGAUGGUUGGGCCCUUCAAGCUGAGGUCAAGGAAGCAGCGGACUUUGUCCAUGAUUGAAGAAGAGAUCCGGGCUGCCCAGGAAAGGGAAGAGGAGCUGAAGAGGCAGAGACAGGUCUUGCAGAGUACCCAGAGCUCCAGGGCAAAGAACGCCUUAUCGCUGCCCUCCCGAACAUCAUGCUUCAAAACCGCUCCAGGGAAAAUAGAGAAAGUCAGACCUCCUCCAUCCCCCACACCUGAAGGCCCCAGCUCGCAGCCUGACUUAGCCCCUGAAGAGGCUGCCGGAUCCCAGCGGCCCAAGAAUCUGAUGCAGACCCUCAUGGAAGACUAUGAGACACACAAAUCUAAAAGGCGCGAGAGAAUGGAUGAUAGUAGUUACACCUCUAAGUUACUGUCUUGCAAGGUGACUUCCGAGGUCCUCGAGGCCACACGGGUUAAUCGAAGAAAGAGCGCACUGGCCUUGCGCUGGGAGGCGGGGAUCUAUGCCAACCAGGAGGAAGAGGACAAUGAAUAAUAAACUUCCUUCCACCCAGGAAGCUUCAUUGGUGCUUGGGUCGCCAAGAAACCAAGCAAACCACACACAUCAAAGCAUUUUAAUGGAAUAUUUAUUAAAGUGCAAACAAACUCGACAAUCCUUCCGUAGACCAGAAGCUGCAAUAUACAAUGAUGAAGGAUCAAGUGAAAAAGAAGUCCACCCAUCAAACUCUAACACCCAGGAGUCAACAGAGAAAAGAAUUUUUCAUGACACAAAGAAUCACCUGGAUUUGGACCAACCCACAAUUGAUCCAACAGGACAAAGAAGAUUGAUUACAAGCAAAUCAAUAUGGUUGCUACAGGUUACAACUGAACCCAGCCUCACGGGGUGGUGAGGAAACAAUGGUGACGGGGCCAUUUAGAGAGCAGGAGAGCCCAAACUGGUGCCACCUACGCAGCACAGGACAUGCUCUGCUCUGGUCUCCCACCCAUCGCUUGGCGUCAGGGGUGUUGGGUUAACUCCAUCUCCUCCGGCAGCCAUAAAAUGAAUAACGUUUCUCUCUCCACUUGCCAAGAAGAGGCAAUUAUGAUUCCAUUUCUCUUACCUUUCAUUGUUUUUAAUCGGGAGCAAUUAAUGAUCGCAAUACAUAAAAUCCAUAUUUUUAAGACAAUUGUUUCUUCCUGUUGCAAACACAAUCUAUUCUACGUUAGGAGGUUGAGAAAGGGGGAGAAAGCCAAACCAAAAGGAUUGUUUUAGCUUUAGGAUCUUGUCUGCUUAUAGUAUUGACUGAUCUGCAGGUUAUGAGAAUACAUUUUCACAAUUAGGUUCUUCACACAAAAGCUUAUUUAGUGGACAGCUAUUUUUAUGAUGGGAUGGGGGAAUAUAUUCAUGUAUAAAGAAAGCUUGUGCACAUUGAACAGCCUGGUUCAAGAGAAUUAGGGGUAUUUUUAGAGUGGCAAUAAUUGUAAAAAGGGCAAAUCUGCCCUUAGAGAGGCAGAUGACAAGAAAUAAAAAGGGAUUUAUAUUUUAUAUUAUAAAGUGGACCGUAGGGAUGGUAGGAAGAAUGAGAGAUUAUUUUGGAUCAAUCAGAAAUGAAACAUUAAAGAAAGGCCGUGAAGGUAGAGAGAGAAGGGAGGGAGAAAGUGAGGGGAAAUCAAGGAGAAAUAUUUUUGCUGCGCAACCAGUGUUUUUCAGGAUGAUACAGAGAAAUAUAGAAUAGAAAUUUAAGUGCAGGCUUGGGAUCAGCUACAAAUCCUAAAGAUGGUGUGUGUGUCCGUGCGCACACGUGGGCACACGCACACAUACACCUUUGUGUGUUUGUAUCAGGUGUGUAUGCUUAUGAGUAAGGGUGCGUGUGCUAGGAUUGAAAUUCCAGAAUGAUCAUGGGACAAGAGUGUACAGUUAUUUCCUCCAAAGCUGUUAGCCAGCGUCAGGAGUGACUGAGAAUUUCUUUUUUAUGAAAAGGGAUAUAGAGGCACCAAACUGAUGCAGUAUCUGUAGUAUUAAAUUGACCUAACAUGGUAUUUGCAUGAGUCACAAUUGCAGAGUUUUGAGCAGUUUUGUAAUUGGACAUUUAGGAAAGUACCAUAUUUAUUCUCAUGCUUUGUAGUCAAGCUUAGUAUACUAUAGAGGAUGCCAGCUUUACUCUUUUUGUCAUUUAAAGCAAUAUGAUAAGGGUAUUCGAUAAUUGGGUACCCUACAUUUCUGGAUGAGAACAUUUUCCACUCUGGCCAUGAGAAAAAAAAACAACCAGCAUUCUUUUUACUUUUCCUUUUGUUUUAAAACUGUGGUUUUUAAAAAAUAAGCAAUAAUUAAGUCAGACCUCACAAAAAUUAAUUUGUCUUUAUCUUGUUAUGGCAUAAGCUCUAAUAUGUUAUUCUGACAAGUAACAAUUUCACAAAACUUGUAUGUAGAUGUUACACACAUUACCUUUGUUUCUUUUUUUAGACUAGUGUUGACUUAGGGGAAAGUUUAUUCACAGACAAGUAGUAGGCACAAAGUCAAAUCGGAACUGUCUGAUAAUUUACAAGGAUCCUUUAAAACUGCCAAGAGAACCUGCAAUUUGAAGCCAAAUUCUACCGAUGGGCAGUUGGUGCCAUCUUUAUAUGGUUCAUGCUCCUGAAUAUUCCGAAUAAAUAUUCAACAACAUGUGCCAGCCAUUGGGAACACCAAAGAAAUACAUACUAUCCCUGCUGCAGGGAAUUCAUUCUCCAGUGGGGGAGGCUGGCAUGGAGACGGACAUUCUCAGGAAAAGGAGAUCUGGGUUUGAUUACAAGUCCUGGCAGGUAGAAUGGGACAACCAGGAAGGAUGCUUUGCCGGGAGAUUUCCAGUGUCCCCAAGGCAGGCACAUGGGUGCAAACAGAUGGGGCGGCCGCUUGGCGUGGCCCAGGGCCCAGCGGCAGCUAGGACGGCUGGAGGGCAGGAUGCUUCUGAGGGCUGCAUAAGAAACAUGUUGCCCGUUUCCUGCAUUGACUCUGGGUCCGGUCCAGGCCCUAGACAUGAUCUGAAUGAACUCCCCCCAUCUUUCAUGAGAGGAAUCAGUCCUCAGGACUUACCUGAAGUUUUUUUGUUCUGUUUGCAACUGAAAAGGGAUGCUUGGGAGGCCACACGACCAUAUGAGAUGAUCACUUUACAGGCAGACAAAUUGGUCUUUGAUUCCAGCUGAUUGAACCAGAGGCACUUGCUGCAUUGAGGCCCUUGGUCCACACUCCAUGUGUAGAUAAGGCAACAAAUGCAGAGUCUCCACGACUGCCCGGCAGUCCCAUAGCUGUUUAACUGUGGCCCCUUCCUCUCCAUCAUUUGCUUGUUCUCUUAUACUGCCUUCUGCAUACCUGUUGUCUAUUUCUCCCUUCCACUCACUCAUAAUCCUGUUAACAUGUAAAUUACAGUCCCCUUGGUAGAGCCAGAUUUUCUCUGUGCUCCUGAGUUUUUUACUCAUUCAAGACACGUUGGGCCACUGCUUUUGUACAUAGCACUGUGCUAGGCUCCGGGAUCCCAAAUGAACCCCUAUUUAACUUUCUGAGGAUGUAACGGAGCCCUGGAGGAAAGUCAUUCCUGCCUAACCCUUCGAGAGGAAGAGGCUUGUAGGAAACUUGGCCCCCCACGGGCAUCCCUGCCCCCAAAUACUACCCAAGCUUGUUACUCUCAGCUAUGACAAAUGUCUAGAUCCUGUAGAUGUUAAAGGCUUUUCUGAAAGUAUGCCAUUCCACAGUGUUUGAUAGAUGUUCACUUUCCUCUGCAGCCGAUUAACUACUGACACGCCUUGGCGCUCUCAUCCAGAAGUUAUGGAAACAGGGUCUGUCAGUGGCAGGAGGCCAGGCCGUGUUCUACUCAGACGACACAAUGCAGUUUCCUUGCCUCUUCACACCUGUGCAUGCUGCCCGCCCUAGACAAUGACGUAGAAGCAGUAUAUUGAUCAGUGUCCACAUAUAUGCACAACACAUGCACACACAUAUAUAAAGCAUAACAAGGAACACUACAACAGUGUUGACUCUUGUCUCUGGAGACAAAUAAUUGAACUUUUGUUUUUUUCCAACUAAAAAUGGAUGUAAUUAAUGUAUUGAAAAAAAAUAGCCUAAGUGUUUAGAGAUGGUGAAUAUAUCCAAUUUUAGUGACAACCAAUUUCCUGAAUUUUAAGCAUUCAGUGAGUGAGCUGCCAAUUUCGAUUUUUGUGUUGCUCUUUACCCAGAUGACUUUUUUUUUUUUUUGGAGGAGGAGGGGGGCAAAAGCAGCAAUACUGUGUUUGAAUAUUAUACUCUGUAUCUGGCUCUCCUGUGUAUGUUAACCACUUAAAUGUCAUUAUUCUGCUUCGGUUUUAUAGUGAUUGUGAGGCAUUCAAUGCAAGUAUACAAUUAUUUUCUCAUUAAAACCCAGUGUGUGUUGUGUUUUUAUAAAUGAUAGCUG